CAAUCUAGUCCACACAUCAAAUUUCACCUAAUUUCUCCCGACCACAACCUUUUAGAUUCUCUUUUGCGCAAUAAAAGGGCUCCUUUCAUGAAAAGGAAAACGAAUUUCACAUUGAUCCAAAUUUUCAUAAUUGGGGAUUUUUAUUCUAUACUACUUUUUUUUCGAAUUGAAAUCCCCGAUUUGCGAUUUCACCUUUUGUUUUGUUCUUCCCGUUGAAGUUUCCCCUUUCAGGAAAGGAAAUCACGUUGACCCCAAUUUUUCGUUUUAGUUUUUUUUUUUUGUUUGAUUUCUACACAGUUCAUACCAGAGGAGAAAAAGGAAUACCUGAAUUGGUUCAUCUGCUGCUACCGAUGUGAUUCAGACUAGCUUUUAGCUUUUAGAUGUAAAUAUACAGCAUACCGUGUUGUUACAGAUUGAUAAAUUCCUCCAUAGUUGUGUGAAUCUGUAAUUUUAGAUAGUUCGAGAGAUGAAGCAAGCAAAGAAGAAGAACAAAUCGAGGGUUUCUAGAAAGGGUAAUACUGAAAAUCACGCCCAAACCGCUGAUCAGAAGGAGCAGAGGGCUUUGAAGAAUUUGCUGGAGGUUUUCGUCACUUUGUCGGUGGAGGAAGUUUCUUCAGCAUACAGAGAAGCCAAAGGGGACGAAAGCAAGGCUGCGGAGAUACUUGCGAAGGUCGAAGCGAUGGAGGAUCUGAGCACGACUUGCUCGAGCUCUAGUGGGAAUUACGAUGUGGGUUCGAGCUCCAGUUCGAAUGCGUCGGAUGUGUUUGGUUACGAGUUUAAGCAGAAGAACAAGUCGAAGAAAGUCGUUGCGUCCGCGGGCACUGUGUCUGCGAUGUUGGGGAAGGACUACGUGAGGUCUGUCUCGAAGAAGGGUUCGUCGAAACUGAAGGGUUUUCAUGAGGAGAGUUGGAGCAAGGAGGAAGCUGAACAGUUCUUGUGCUCCAUGCUUGGUGAUGACUGUGAAUUAAGCUUGGCUUUAGUUAGUGAUGUAUUGUGUCAAUGCGGAUAUAACAUAGAUAAUGCUUUAGAUGCAUUGCUUGAAUUAUCAGCUUCCUCAAAAGAGCAAGGCAGUGGCUAUUUUGACUGUACUAGGAGAGAAGAUGCUCAGUAUCUUCGUGAAUCAAAUGACAUGCUUGUUGACAGAAUAUCUGACUCAAAUUUUUGGUCGUCGGAUGUCGAACUUCAAGACAAUAUAUGGUUUACACGAAACAGGAAUCCUUCAAAAAUUUCCGAAUCCACUGAAUCUCACCCAUCGACAGAGACAGGGAACAUGGAGUCAGAACUUCCUCACAAGGUGUUGGAAUCCUUAUUUAAUAUGCCUAGUCCCAAGUCUACUGAACAUCAAUCGAACACCAUGAACUGGAAAAAUGUCGUAAAAAAAUUGACAUCCCUGGGUCAAAGACUUGAACCUGAUAACAAUGGAAAAGGGCAGCUUAGUCAUGCUAAUGGAGAUGAAUAUCAUGUGCUCAGAGGAGCUGCACAGCAGCACUGGGAUUCAAUGAAAUCGUACUAUCAGAAGGCUUCGACAGCGUACACAACUGGUGAGAAAGAAUAUGCAUCUUUCCUUUCUGAGCAGGGGAGGUUAAAGAGUAAAAUGGCUCGAGAGGCAGACGAAAAGGCAAGCCAGAAUAUAUUUACUGCUAGAAACAAAAGUAUAGAAAACAUGAUAACGAUUGAUCUCCAUGGACAACAUAUUAAACAAGGAAUGAAGCUAUUGAAGCUCCAUCUUCUCUUUGGAGCAUUCGUGCAAUCUGUGCGAUCAUUUAGGGUUAUCACUGGAUGUGGGAGCCAUGGUGUUGGCAGGUCAAAGCUGAAAAACUCGGUUAUUAAUCUUCUAAAGAAAGAAGGUAUAGCGUAUUCCGAAGAGAACAGUGGAACACUUCUCAUACGUCUCGACGGACAGACGGAUUUCAGCUUCUUAGAUACUGGCAGUGACAGUGAAUAAUAGCCUUUUAGCGCAAAGAGUCGAUUUACCCCUUUUUUUUGUCUUGCUGUAAGAAUUUCGUGAAAGCAUUUGUUAUUAGCUGAAGAUUGUAGCUGUAAUAACAUAUCUUAGAUUAAUGCUGAUCAUUGGUAGGUUUCUAAUUCCGACUUCUUGGCGGAAGGUAGACAAAUUGUUGGCGGUAAAGGUAGAGAGCACAGUUACAUACAUGAUGUAUGUAUGUAUAUUUAUUUACAACUUGUAAGAGAGGAACUUGUUUCCUUAUUAUAUGCCAACUGAGUUGAUGGUUGUAAAGUUGUAAACAAUCUUUUGAUGUCUGGAUAGAUUUAUGGGGUGUUUAUUUC
Molecule: messenger RNA, 2286 nt
Organism: Erythranthe guttata (spotted monkey flower)
Lineage: Eukaryota; Viridiplantae; Streptophyta; Magnoliopsida; Lamiales; Phrymaceae
Product: smr (Small MutS Related) domain-containing protein
Source: RefSeq, a predicted model, not a curated record